CGCAGCGCACGCAGCAUGGCGUCCAACAUCUACUGGGUUCGACAGCGGAUCAGCCGGCUAGGCCAGAGGAUGUCCGCCUUCCAGAUCAACCUCAACCCGCUCAAGGAGCCGAUCGGCUUCAUCAAGGUCCUGCAGUGGAUUGCUUCCAUCUUUGCCUUUGCCACCUGUGGAGGUUUUAAGGGCAAAACAGAAAUUCUAGUGAAUUGUCCUCCUUUAAAAGUUAUUGAAAAUCAUACUGUUGAAGCUACUUUCGGUUAUCCAUUCAGGUUGAAUCAAGCAUCAUUUCGUUCACAUCCUGUUGUAAAUGUGUGCAAUGGAAAUUGGUCAAGUCAUUUCCUCAUAGGAGAUUACUCCUCUUCUGCACAAUUCUAUGUUACAUUUGCAGUCUUUGUAUUCUUGUACUGCAUUGCUGCCCUUCUGCUUUAUGUUGGUUACACAAAUCUAUACCGGGAUAGUCGUAAACUUCCCAUGAUUGACUUUGUUGUUACUCUGGUUGCCACUUUUUUGUGGUUGGUGAGCACAUCGGCCUGGGCUAAAGCUCUUACAGAUAUUAAAAUAGCUACUGGUCAUAAUAUUCUUCAGGAACUUUCAUCUUGUAAACAGCCAGAAGUGAUGUGUUAUUUUCAUUCUGUGACUAGUAUGGGAUCCCUAAAUGUAUCAGUGAUCUUUGGCUUUCUGAAUAUGAUACUUUGGGGAGGAAAUGCUUGGUUUGUGUACAAAGAGACAAGCUUACAUAGUCCAUCAAAUACUUCUGCUUCCCAUAGCCAAGGAGGUGUGCCACCUCCUGCUGGAAUAUAAUUGAAGGGAGAGAGAGUUACACUGUAUGAAGUAUGUGUCUGUACUAUGACUUGUUGCCAAUAUCUUCAGAAGCGCUUGUUUCUAAUAAAAGUAAUGGCUUUUUCAAUAAAUUGGUGGGUUUAAAAUUUUGCUGCUUUUUUUUUACAUAAAACUUGUGCCUUUCCUAAGAAUUUAAGAUGUAAAUGUAUACUGACAUGAAAAUUUGAAAAUUCAGGGGCCUGUUAUGAGAUGAUACACAUUUGUAAAUGAACAGUAAUUUCUUCAUUGUUUGCCUUCCAAAAUGUUUACACCUUAAGCCUUAAUAGUUCAUUCAGAAAAUGGUUAUAUUAUCAUAUCAUAAUAGGAAAAAAAUCUUUAUUUGGAAUAAACACUACUGUAAGUUUGUGUAGAUCAUAUACCUAAGACCUAUGUUUAAGAAAACCCUUAUAAAUCAUAUUUAGAAAAAAACAUAUUUAGUUCAAAUUUUAUAUCUGAACAUUCUUCAUAUUCUAAAACAAUUUGUACUUGCAAAGAUUAGGUAUGUUUUCUUUUUCUUUUUCUAAAUGACCUGCUGUACUUUAUAGAUGUACUAAAAUUGUGUUAGGAGCAGAGAUUUUGAAAUUUCUAACACAUGUGUGGUUAAGUACUUCUGUUGCAUGAUGUGUAAGCUUCCAUUAUACUGGUGGUUUAAUAGGCUUGGCAUAUAAGUAGAACACAGUUCAGCUAGGUGGUAUUAUAUGAAUAGGCAUUACUCAAUGAUAUUUGUUUGCUGUGUUUUGUUGCUUAUGCCAUCUAAGUGCAGGUUGAGACCUAGUCUCCUUGCAAGUAGAAUAAAUGAUCUACCCUUUAUUGCAGACCCUAUGCAAAGGGUUAAAAAAAAUUAAGAUUGUCUUAUACUUUGGAAACAUUUAACAUUUAGAGUCAAUGAAGUUGCCACUUUGAGUUUAGUGUUGAUAUUGUGAAGAUAAAUGUGAUUCAAAUUUUGCAUUUUUAAUAUUCGUUCUUUUUUCACAAGUGGAUGAUUAAGGAAUUAUGCAUCAUAAAGGAACCUAAGAAAGCUAUGAGUGUACUGUCUUUUCACAUAUAUUUUGGGUAUAUUCCAAAUACAGUACUUAUUCAUAUUUUGCUUCCUAAUCUUUUUGUUGUACAGGGAUCCAGACUUCCUAUUCUUAAACAUGAUUGUUUAUAUGUGAAGCAUAUCUUGCUCUAUUGCCUUAUUUUUGUUGCUUUUAUUCAUGGCAAAAAUUGUCAAUAUGAGAAUGUAUGUGUUUUAUGCAACAAACUUAAUAAAGAAGUUUAAAGAGUA
Marmota monax (woodchuck) is the source of this 2083-nucleotide messenger RNA. It is a transcript of the gene Sypl1, whose product is annotated as synaptophysin like 1. Gene Ontology annotation, cellular component: synaptic vesicle membrane; synaptic vesicle. The transcript has 6 exons. Bases 16 to 798 code for a protein of 260 amino acids. The record is from RefSeq and is a predicted model, not a curated record. Lineage: Eukaryota; Metazoa; Chordata; Mammalia; Rodentia; Sciuridae.